AUGCCAGGCCUCAGCGCCUCUGAGCUGCCUCCGGAGCUUCUCCCGGGUGAUGUGAUCGAGUACUACUCGCGUCACUUUGUCAUCGACGACCCACGCGGCCACAGAUCCGCCGUCGUACUCUCAAUCGACGGCACUUCCGGUGUCCCUCGACUCCGGAGAGGCACGAACUUCAUGAGGCGAAGACAAGACCUACAAGAAGUGUGCUACGUGAUGCGUGCGACGAAGGCUCCUGUGAUUGAUCUUACCGACGAGGUUUGCUCAGACCUUGUAGGCACGGAAAUUCGGCCUGGGUCUGCUACCGACCACGCUUCAGACUCAACCUCUGAACAAAGCGAAGCGGAUCCUGCUGUACCUUCUGCGGAGGAGAAAGAGGAGGAGGAAACACCCAAUCAAACGUCUACUGAUGUCGAUCUAUUGGAGGCUGAGAAAUACGUGAGGACUGCACCUACUCGCUGGAUGUGUAAAAAAAUACGACACCAAGCGAAGAAACGCGCUGGCAUGUGGAGCGUUUUUAGCUCCCCAAAUCGUCGUCAUUAG
Phytophthora infestans T30-4 is the source of this 537-nucleotide messenger RNA. RefSeq lists its product as uncharacterized. NCBI's taxonomy places the organism in Eukaryota, Oomycota, Peronosporomycetes, Peronosporales, Peronosporaceae. The record is from RefSeq and is a predicted model, not a curated record. The coding region runs from base 1 to 537 and encodes 178 amino acids. The transcript is spliced from 3 exons.